GGUAUUCGCUCUAAAUGCAGUGACUCGCUCGGUCGAACUUAACACAUUGCAGUUAGAAAAUAGGUUGAUUUAGCACAAAUCUCAGCUACAUCUUGCGUGCUUAGAAGUCGGCAAAGCAAAGCAUGUGUAUGUUAGACAAAGCAGUGAAUUAGACCGGUUCGCUUGGCGCCCCAUUGGCGCCGAAGCUCAGAAGUCAUAUAAAUAGCAUGUAACACUAGCUCUGGCUUUCAAAGUGUACUUUCUCUAGGAGAAAAAGUCACCGCUCGCUGGAGCUCGCUGAACAAAUAAAUCUCCGACGAGGUUUCUCGCGAGUUGGCACUUUGAAGAUGGAAGCUGUGACUCCUGAACAUAGAUGGAUUCAUCCGACAGUUAGUCAGCAACACGAAAGCGCUCAUGCAAGCGAGAGAAUGCAGCCAUCUGCCCCGAACUGCGCAGCAAACAACAUGAAUUUGGUUGAGACGAACCAACUUCUUCCACCAGACGAGGUCGACGUUUUCUUUCACCACCUCGACAGUUCGGGAAACGCAACAAAUUGGCCGUACGCUUCUGGCGGCCGAAGCUAUCGCCCGUCAAUGUGCCAAAUGGCUGCGCACGGUGCAACAGCUUUUCAAGAUCCUCAAAGCCAGUCUGGGCCUCAAGGAAGCUGUAGCCGGGUGUUCUUGCCAACGGCACGCGUUCCUCCCGGUCAGGUUUGUCGUCCUCACUUCCACACGCCGAUCCAGUGGAUCGAGAGCAAGCCAGCUCCUGGUCUGAUGUCGCACGGGUGUUCCACCGCAACUCCACCGUCAGUGUGGUGUUCUUCCUUCCAGCAGGGACAUCGACCGAGUCCUGUGCCUGUUUCAAUGCCACCUUCGGCGGUUUCAGGCUCCAUGUCGUUGUCUCACAGCUCCGCGCACUUGUUCCCUUUCCCUCCUACCCCGCCAAAGGAAAGCUCUGGUGAGAGCGGAGUCAUUGGGAGUGAAAUUUUCAGCUACGGUAGUGAAGAGAAGACGCGUUUGAAAGCCGGAAUGCCGCUUGUAUCCCCGAGACCUGACACAACACCUUUCGCAGGUUAUCCUUCACAAGCUCUCCCACAUUACGUUGGCUCAGAGCUAAAUAUGUCUUCUUUCGGUCCACUGCCUGGUUUGCCCGGGCUAAUGGCGAAUAGAAACUUUCCUAGAACGAGAACCAAGAGCCGAUCGAAUUCAGCCGAUGGGCGCGAAUGUGUCAACUGUGGGGCUACUUCAACUCCUUUAUGGCGGAGAGAUGGUGGCGGUCAUUACUUGUGCAACGCCUGUGGUUUGUACCAUAAAAUGAACGGAGCCAGCCGGCCGCUUAUUAAACCUAAACGAAGAUUGUCGGCAGCCCGCAGAGCUGGAACAUCGUGUGCUAAUUGCCAUACUACUCAAACGACGUUGUGGCGACGAAACCAAAAUGGGGAUCCUGUCUGUAACGCUUGUGGACUUUACUGGAAAUUACACGCGGUGAACCGCCCGCUCUCGAUGAAGAAAGACGGUAUACAAACAAGGAACAGAAAAGUUUCUUCCAAAAACAAGAACAAGUCCAAGGGAGUGAAACAAGAACAGAAACACGGCAGCGAAGACAAGCUUAUGAGUCAUGGCAGAGACUCCAUGCCAAGCAUCAGUCAAGGGAGUUCGGCAUCUUCCAUGAUAAGUCCUGUCAUAAGUCCUACGAUUCAUACACCGACGGCAUUUUCAAGGCCAUCCAUGACAGGAAUUCCGACGCUUCACCCAGGUCUUUAUGGACCGCUUAUUCCGACUGCUACCACCAAUCCGUCAAGUUAUUUAUCAGCACCUCCGUCUGUAUCGAUAAACGCUUCGUAGGACAUUACGGAAAGACUUAGCAGAUUCUUUAAAGGGACCUUUAAACGUUUGAAGCGAGAAUAACAUUUGGAACUGACUAGCAAGCCCGCUUCAGAGGAAAACUUUUUAACCGUUAUUUGGUCGGCACGCCCGCUAGUCCGUUCCAAGUUAUAAUACAAACUCUCACCUAUAUCUUAACAUAAAUCAAUCAGUGAACUUUCGUCCACGUAAAGGCCGAGGGAAAAAGAAAAGGAGAAACAGGUACAAUUUAAGUUGAAACGAAGCGUACCUUAGCCGAAAUAUGCUCUGUCUUGGGUUUCAAUUCACGCGCUGGAAUAGCCUCGCGAGAAUUUAAGGAACUGAAAAGUUGCUUCGCAAACGAUCUUGAAAGGAGAACCGCUUGUACAAAAUGCAAUGAUAUUCUUGAUGAUAUUCUUUUUAGGGUUAUGGACAGUUUAAAUAUUGUACAAGGCUUUGAUAAGAUUAGGUGUUAGGAUGGAGAAUUUUAACUUUCUUACAGAUAAAGCCGCCCUGCCUCUGCUCACUGAGACGAUAAAAGUUCUCAUAUUUGAUUUCAUGAUAUUUGUGUAUAAUUAAAAGCUUUAUCGAAUACUCGUAUAUCGCUCCUUGUCUCAAGGUUCGAAAAAUCUGUGAGAUAUGAGACCGUAUCGCCCCAAAGAGAAGAUAUUCGUUGUAAAUAUUAAACUCGAGAAAAUACUGAAUGAAUUCAUGCAGGUUGUGUUAUCAGGCGGUACUGAUGUCUUCCAUAGGCUAUUCUGUUUAUCGUCAAGAAAGAUUCUGUGAUAUCUUAACUUGAUGUUAAGUUCUUUUUAUCGUAUCGUAGUUCUUUAUUAGUAUAAUAGUUUUUAGUUGAAUUACAAAAUUUCCAGUUAUUUCCAAGUCUUCUUUACCUUAACCUGUAUGAAUAUCUUUUACUCUGUGAAUCGUAUUAAGACGAUAAAGAAAAACAUUAAAAUAUUAUAUAUAUCUAUAUAAAUAUAUGAACAUUCAAGAUGAAAACAAGGGAGAAAGAAGAAGAAUAAAGCAAAAUGUCCACAGAAAAAUGUCUGAGGUUACUGCUUUUAUUUUGUGGUAACUUAAUUACUGAAAACCGUGUUUUGGUUUUUAAGGAUGAAACGUCAGCCGAAAACUGAAAACUCUUUCAGAAAUCAAAGCGUGCUCGUCAUGAUAUCUUCAACUAGAUUGUGCUUUUAGCAGAAACGGAAACAAAACCAAACUCAAGGUGUAAAUUAGCCCUAAUAUUUCUAAUUAGAACGUUGAAAAUCUCUUGACAUAAACCAUGUCAAAUGUACGUGUGUAUCACUAAUUUCUUCUGUGUUCGAACUGCGGGCAACUUAAAAAGAUUGGGGAAGUGAAAAGUCAGUGGCAUGUUAUUAAGCUAUCCCAAUCGACUUGUUCCUUUUAACAGCUUCGAGGUUUUAUUCUUAAUAAUGGUCUAACUGGCGAUAUAAACAGAAGCUAUAAUCACCUUUAAACGAGAAAUAAAUUGUA
Molecule: messenger RNA, 3314 nt
Organism: Pocillopora verrucosa
Lineage: Eukaryota; Metazoa; Cnidaria; Anthozoa; Scleractinia; Pocilloporidae
Source: RefSeq, a predicted model, not a curated record